CAGUCGGCGCCGUAUGAUGGCUGCUUCGUCAGUUUAGCAGCAGGAAGAGGAUGUCUGCGUUAGAUGAAGGACUUGUAUCCCCGGGGUAUAACACCUUCUACUAACUGAAUAGGCCGCUGGAGAGUGUUUCUGUCGAGACAGCAGGGAUUUCGGACGCUCAUUUCGUGUUCAAGGGGCGGCCUGAAGACGGACGCCGGAUAAAAAAAUAAAAAAAAUGUCCCUGUUUCAGUCGGCACUGGAUUUCUUAGCCGGGCCCGGCUCGUCCGGAGGGGCCAGCCGGGACCAGAAUGACUUCGUCGGACAAGUCGUUGAGCUCGGUGACAUGAAGCUGAGGAUAAAACGGGUGAUCGCUGAAGGUGGAUUUGCUUUUGUGUAUGAAGCCCAGGACAUGAACGGUGGAAAGGACUAUGCACUGAAGAGGCUGCUGUCCAAUGAGGAGGAAAAGAACAAGGAAAUUAUACAGGAAGUCUGCUUCAUGAAAAAGUUAUCAGGUCAUCCAAACAUGGUUCAGUUCUGCUCAGCUGCAUCAAUCAGUAAGGAGGAGUCGGACACCGGGCAGGCAGAGUUUCUGAUCCUCACCGAGUUGUGUAAAGGUCAGCUGGUGGACUUCAUAAAGCGCGUCGAGCAGCGAGCUCCCAUGUCAUGUGACACUGUGCUGAAAAUCUUCUACCAGGCAUGUCGAGCCGUGCAGCACAUGCACAAACAGAAACCUCCGGUCAUCCACAGAGACCUUAAGAUUGAGAACCUCUUGAUUAGUAACCAGGGCACCAUCAAGCUGUGUGACUUUGGCAGCGCCACCACAGUGUCACAUUAUCCUGACUACAGCUGGUCUGCACAGAAGAGGUCCAUGGUGGAGGAUGAGAUUACAAGAAACACCACUCCAGCAUACAGAACACCAGAGAUGAUUGAUCUGUACUCUAACUUUCCCAUCAACGAGAAACAGGACAUCUGGGCUCUUGGGUGCAUCCUCUACCUGUUGUGUUUUAAGCAGCAUCCUUUUGAGGACGGAGCUAAACUGCAAAUAGUCAAUGGAAAAUACUCCAUUCCACAGAACGAUGCCAAAUACACUGUGUUUCAUGACCUUAUACGUUCCAUGUUGAAGGUGAACCCUGAUGAGAGGCUAUCCAUUACAGAGUUGGUCAACCAACUGCAGGAGAUUGCAGCCGCUCGUAACGUCAACCCCAAGUCUCCAGUUACAGAACUGCUGGAGCAGAACGGAGGAUUCGGAAACAACGAAGUGCAGCCACCCAUGCAGAUCCAGAGUGUCCCUAACAAUGCAGGAGUGUAUGAUCCUGAUCAAGCAGGAAGUGGCUUCCUGGACAUCUUGAGGGGAGGAACAGAGCGCUUCCUGACCAACAUCAAAGACACAUCAUCUAAGGUCAUCCAAUCAGUUGCCAGCUAUGCCAAAGGAGACCUGGAUAUUUCUUACAUCACCUCCAGAAUAGCAGUGAUGUCUUUUCCAGCGGAAGGGGUGGAGUCUGCGAUAAAGAACAAUAUCGAAGACGUUCGUCUGUUUCUGGAUUCACGUCACGCCGGCCACUACGCUGUGUACAACCUCUCCAGACGAUCCUACAGGCCUUCACGGUUCCACAACAGGGUUUCAGAAUGUAACUGGCAGGUUCGCCGGGCUCCCAACCUCCGCAGUCUCUACAGCGUCUGCAAGAACAUGCAUGUGUGGCUCAAGCAGGACCAGAGGAACAUCUGUAUAGUGCACUGUCUGGACGGCCGAGCAGCAUCAGCAGUGGCAGUUUGCUCUUUCCUGUGUUUCUGUCGCCUCUUCACUACAGCUGAGGCUGCUGUCUACAUGUUCUCUAUGAAACGCUGCCCGCCUGGCAUAACUCCCUCACACAAAAGGUACAUAGAGUAUAUGUGUGACAUGAUGGCAGAGGAGCCCAUAAUCCCUCACAGCAAGCCGGUAGUUAUUCACUCUAUCAUCAUGACACCGGUGCCGUUGUUCAACAAGCAGCGCAACGGGUGCAGGCCGUUCUGCGAAGUCUACGUUGGAGACGAGAGGGUCCUCUCCACUUCACAGGAGUACGACAGGAUGAAGGAUUUUAAGAUGGAAGAUGGCAGAGCAGAGAUUCCCCUCAAUGUUACAGUUCAAGGAGACGUACUUGUGGUGAUCUAUCACGCUAGAUCCACACUGGGUGGGCGUCUCCAGGCAAAGAUGGCAUCAAUGAAAAUGUUUCAGAUCCAGUUUCACACAGGCUUUAUCCCAAGAAACGCAACUACUGUCAAGUUUGCUAAGUACGAUUUGGACGCCUGUGACAUCCAAGAGAAAUACCCAGACUUGUUCCAGGUUAAUCUUGACAUUGAAGUGGAACCCAGAGACAGACCCAACAACAAGUCCCCUCCAUGGGACGGCUUCCAGACCAAGGGCCUCAACCCCAAAAUACUCUUCUCGUCUCGUGAUGAGCAGCAGGAAAUCCUCAGCAAGUUUGGUAAGCCCGAGCUUCCCCGACAGCCUGGUUCCUCUGCUUUUUAUGAGUCGGAGUCGCCUCCGGAGCCGGCUCAGACCCCAGAUGGCGCCAACGCCACCGAAUCAGAAUCAUCCGUCAGCAAUGACCCCAACUCUAGCAACUUCUUCCAGACACUAGAUUGGGAAGACACUCAGAUCCCUCAUGAUGCCACAGACAGCAUUGGAGGAGGAUCCCUGAAUGACCAGGAAGAUCUGAGUGAUCAGUCAGAGGGGGAGUCUUACUCCGCUCCCAGUGGGGAAGCUUUAUCCCGUGACCUCAGUGAACAACUGUUCGAUGCUGAUUUCCAGACCCCCCCUCCAGCACCUGAGGACUCUGCUCAAAGCGACACCGCUGACCUCCUGGGAUUGAACUCUGACCCCGAACCGCCUGCCUCAUCUGCGGUUUCCUCUGGUGCUUCUAACCAGGGCGGACUGAAAGCUGCCUCCAGCAACAGCGACCUCCUCAAUGACUUGUUUGCACCCCCUGCUGGUCAGACAGGAGCAGUGCAGGAAGAUCUGUUCUUUGGCGAGCCAACCAGUGGAGCCACACCUGACUCAAAACCCAUGGGCGACUUGUUUGAUCCAUUCGGGAUGGGGUCCGGGUCUGGCGUUGGUUCCAGCGUGGGCUCUUCUCGUCAGGCCUCUGGGCCUGACCUGUUUGGAGAUUUGUUGGGCUCUGACAGUUCAGCGACCAGCGGAUUUAGCUCUGCUCACAGUACCACCACCCCUGCAUCUAACACCAGCCUCUUCAACCUCAAUAAGCUAACGAAAGAUGGACCUAAGAUGACGUCCUCAGCCAGCCAACCAGACCUGCUGGGUGGGUGGGACAGCUGGGCAGCCAAGACCACACCUGGCAUCACCACUAACACAACCAAACCCAGUUAUACCAACACAGCUUCUGGUGUGUCAUCCAUGUCGAAGGCCAAGUCUCAGACCUUUGAUCCAUUUGCAGACCUUGGAUCACUGGGUUCCAAUUUACCAGGCUCUUCAAGUAGUAACUUUUCAGGGGCUUCAUUUAGCACAAAGACGCCGUCUUCCUCCACCCCUUCCUCUGCGAAGCCUCAAGCCCAAGCCUGGAAGUCAGGAAGACCGGCUGCAGCGCAGACCAAACCGUGGAUGUCUGGACCUGGACCAACACCUAAAGCAUCUUCAGCGCCUCAGCCUCCAAGCACACAGUCCUCUAAACCCAACUACAACCUCAACUUCUCUAGUGUCAUUGGUGGGAGGGAGGAAAGAGGGGUUCGUGGGCCUGGAUUUGGCCCCAAACCAAAGGUAAAAGAGGAUGAUUUUGAGGAGCUUCUGUCCACUCAGGGUUUUGCUUCCAAGCCUGAUAAAAAGGGACCAAGGACCAUCGCUGAAAUGAGGAAGCAAGAGAUAGCGAAAGACAUGGAUCCCCUGAAGUUACAGAUUUUGGAAUGGAUCGAAGGGAAGGAGCGAAACAUCAGAGCGCUGCUUUCAACUCUGCAUACAGUAUUGUGGGAGGGGGAAACACGCUGGAAGCCUGUGGGCAUGGCUGACCUCGUGACCCCUGACCAGGUCAAGAAAUUCUACAGGAAGGCAGCAUUGGUCGUCCAUCCAGAUAAGGCCACUGGUCAGCCAUACGAACAGUACGCCAAGAUGAUCUUCAUGGAACUGAAUGACGCCUGGUCAGAGUUUGAAAACCAGGGAUCCAAAGCGCUUUUCUGAAACACCGGCCUGGACCACGACUAAACCAGACCAGACGUGCACUGGGCUGGAUUUGGCCCAACCUAACGAGGGUUUGACUGGGCCAGAUUGGACAGGGCUGAGCCCACAUUGGGCCAUAAAGGGUGCCGAGCCUCUGAGAGGUGUCCUCUCUACAAUUCCCCUUCUUCCUUCUUUACUUUCUUGUGUUUCUACAGCUACAAGAAAAGACCUUCUUGCCUCACUGUAAUGAAAAUACUUCUUGUUCUUACACAGAGGGUUUAAUAAACAUUGAGAUGGUUUUUAAACUCACUGCCUACCUGUGUGACUGCCUGAGUGGUGCUGCAAACAUUGGGAGGAGGGAAUAACUAACAAUUGGGCCAAAAACUUAAGAUGUCGUUUAAUUUGGGGGUCGACACUGAGAAAAUUUUGACCUAUUUUGGUUAUUGGUGGUACUAAUUUUCCUUUGUGCUUUGCACGUUUGCAGCCAGUCUUGUAGUUUACUGGCAAAUAAAAGUGAUUAUGGCUGUAAAUUGUUAAGCAUGGCAGCCGACUUGAAAGUUUGCAAAAUGCCAUUCGUCACGUUGAGACUUGCUUCUUCAAAAAAUGUUAACGUUUCCUAACAGAAAUUGAAAGAUGACUGAAAAAGACUUUAUAAAUUCCUUUGCUGCUCUGAUAUGGGUCACAACUUGAAUUUUCUCGAGCCAGUAAGUCAAGAGAAUUUACCUGUUGAACACUACUUGUGCUGCUUUACACCUGUUAUUGCUGCAGCAGAUCAAAGUUAACAAUAAAAAAAUGCAGCCCUCAAACUGCAUUAAUCCAGUCAGGCAGUCUUUUUUUGUUUUUUUUCUUUAGUUUUUUUUGAAGUGCUCUUUGACUUCCACCUUCUCAGUGUACACUGUGUAGCAAACUGCAUGCUAUCCUCCAUCAAACCUCUAAGCAACAGCAGGUGGAAAUCUUCGAUUUCUAGCCGGGGAUGUCUGAAUGAGCAGUUUUCUUCAUUGAAGUGCUUUUUUUUCUUGUAGCAGCGACAGGAAAGAUGCUGUCAGCGUGAUUGUACCUGGUGUCAGACAUCUCAGUCCAUGAUUUUAAGUUCCUCUGUAAUCAUCAUUCAUUUUUAUCAUUCACGCUCCACCCAUCUUUAACACAGUUUACAGAAAACUAAAGUUCAGAAAAUUGAAGGAUUGAAAAGAAAAUGUGAUGGUCUAUAGGUGAUUGUUUUAUACGGAGGGGUGAUUGUUUUCUCACUCUUUGUAUUUACACUGUUUAUUAGUUAAAAUAUCCCUUCUUUGUAAAUAUUGAAAUAUUAUCAUCCAUGAAGUGGCUUUGUAAAGAUUCCAGCUGUGGGUUUGUCUUGAUAAUCCUCAGGCUGGACUGCGUGAAUGUUUUUGUGUGUGUGCUGAUAAAUAAUGCAGCUUUACAGGGCAUCGUGCUCUUUUGUUGAUUAUCACUUUUUUUUUUCUUUAAUUUUCUGAAAUCUUUCCAACUAUUUUUCCAUUCACAUUUUACCUCAUGGACCAAUCAAAUCUCCUCUAUUUCUUAUUUAUUAUAGUGUUUUAUGGAAGCAUUUGGGGAAGAUGUAUUCCUUAUACAUAAUAAUGGCACAAGUGGAAAAUUCAAAUGAAUGGGAAGAAUUGAACUCAAAUGAGAAAGUUGUUGUUUGGUCAUAGUAUGCCGCUGUUUUCAUUCCAAAGCAUCACAUAUUAAUAUGAAUGUGCUUUUAUACAUGUAUAUCCUGUCUGUUAUUUCUCUAGAUCUGUAACUAUACUUUUGGGUAUUCAGUCCUUUUAUGUCACAAAUACUUUUUCCCCUUUAAAUUCAGAGGUGAAAGUGUUGCUUUUGUUUUGUUUCUAAUAUUUUGUAAAAAGAAAAUGGAGAAGAAAAAAAAUCCCCAAACAAAGGGCCUGCAAACUUAAAUAAAAGAAUAACUAAUGCUUGAAAUUCAAUUUUUGUUGUUGUUUUGACACUCUGACAACAUAAAGCUGAAAAAUGGCCAAAAAGAGAAAAAAAAACACUCAGUGUCUACUGUACCAAAUUACAUCAUGCUUAUAUGAAUGUAAAUUUAAAUGUAAAAAGAGAAAAUUAAAAAAUCUUUUGAUCUGGGA
Molecule: messenger RNA, 6225 nt
Organism: Poeciliopsis prolifica (blackstripe livebearer)
Lineage: Eukaryota; Metazoa; Chordata; Actinopteri; Cyprinodontiformes; Poeciliidae
Gene: gak
Product: cyclin G associated kinase
Exons: 29
Coding region: 215-4144 (1309 amino acids)
Biological process (GO): regulation of clathrin-dependent endocytosis; positive regulation of Notch signaling pathway; protein phosphorylation
Cellular component (GO): cytoplasm
Molecular function (GO): ATP binding; AP-2 adaptor complex binding; protein serine/threonine kinase activity
Source: RefSeq, a predicted model, not a curated record